AGAAAAAUGCCAGUGAAAUACAUGAAGUUUAAAAAUCUGUUACAAUGCUUGUUGAAAAUAAAACGUUCACUGUUUCAAGAAGUGGUACAUUCAAGUGUAUCAAAUGUCUUCUGCGUGGUUAAUAUUUAUUUAGUUACUGUACUGACAAAUAUAUGACCUAGAGGAUAGGACAAAGUUCAAGCAGAACAAUGUCAUUUAACUAUGCAAAUAUUGCACUUGCACUUAGUUCCCACCUAUGGCUGCAAGUGAAACUAAAACUGUGAGAUAUGAGAAGUCAUUACAGACAGACUGUACCUGUGGAGGAAUGGCGUCCGGGAGAUCUGUCCUGGAAGAGGAGCUCUCCUGUCCCGUGUGCUGUGACAUCUACAGGGAUCCUGUUGUCCUCCUCAAGUGUAGCCACAGCUUCUGUAAAGACUGUCUGGAGAAGAGCUGGGAGGAGAAGAGCUCUCGGGAAUGUCCAGUGUGUAGGCGAACUUCUACAGAUGAUCCUCCUCUGAACUUGGCUCUGAACAACAUGUCUGAGAUCUUCUCACAGGAAAGAAGUCAGGGAGCUGCAGCAGGGACUGACGUUCUCUGCCAUCUGCACAACGAGAAACUCAAACUCUUCUGUUUGGACGACCAGGUUCCUGUGUGUCUUGUGUGUCAAACGUCAGAAACACACAAAAACCACAAACUGCAACCGGUCCAAGACAUUGCAGAUGAGUACAAGAAAGAACUCAAGGAUGCAUUAAACCUGCUGCAGGGGAAGCUGGAAAUGUUUACCGAAGCAAAGCAGAUCUGUGAAGAAAUAGCAGAUCACAUCAAGAUACAAGAGGAUCACACAGAGAGCCAGAUAGAAGCGCAGUUAGAGAAAGUUCACCAGUUUCUCAAGCAUGUUGAAGAAUCCAGGAUAACUGUCCUGAGGGAGGAAGAGAAGGAGAUUCAUAUGAUGAUUUUUGGGAAACCAUCACAAAAAAGCAGAGCCACAGGAGAGGAGUUCAGGUGUCAAGAUGCUUCUUUCGAACAGCACACAGACAAUCGCUUAAAGAAGGAGUUUGAGCAACUUCACCAGUUCCUCAAGGAUGAAGAGGCAGCCAGGAUAGCUGAACUGAGGGAGGAAGAGGAGCACAAGAGUGACAUGAUGAAGGAGAAGAUUGAGAAGAUGACACAAGAGAUUUCAUCCCUUUCAGAGACCAUCAGAGCCGUAGAACGGGAGCUGGGAGCUGAAGACGUCUCGUUCCUGCAGAACUACAAGGACAUUAAAGAAAGAUAUUUAAAAUCCCAAGUGAGAGUGAAGGAUCCAGAGGAGGUUCCAGGAGCCCUGAUUAAUGUGGCCAAACACCUGGGCAACCUGAAGUACAGAGUGUGGGAGAAGAUGCUGGACGUUGUUCAGUACACUCCUGUGAUUCUGGACCCCAAUACAGCACAUCCAAACCUCAGGCUAUCUGAGGAUCUGACCAGUGUGAGAUGCAGUUAUCGGAAACAGCUUCCUCUUAACCCAGAGAGGUUUGACCCAUGCAGAUGUGUUCUGGGCUCUGAAGGAUUCAGCUCAGGGAAACACAGCUGGGAUGUACAAGUCGGGGGUGUCUACCACUGGUUUCUGGGUGUGGUUAAAGAAUCCGUAAACAGGAGAGGAAAUGCCCAUUGGAACCCUCAAGGUGAGCUGUGGUGUAUCGGACUGUCUGAUACCAGCUACACAGCGCUGACCUCACCUCCCACCCGUCUCAAAGUGGUGAAGAAACCCCAGAAGAUCAGGGUACAGUUGGACUGGGACGGGGGCCAACUGUCGUUCUCUGACCCCAGUCAUAACACUCCUCUCUACACUUUUAAACAGAGAUUUAAGGAGAAGGUUUUUCCCAUCUUCUUUCCCGGUAGUGUUUCUAUACCACUGAAAGUUUGCCCAGUAAAUGAUUGCACAUGACAGUGAUGUAAAACAAUGUAUUCUGUCACGUCUCCCGCAGCCGGCACAUCGGCGACACCUGCCGUUUCCUAAUAGGAACGGCAAUAAAGAGGGAAGCCGAAGAAGCCCAGCUGCGGAACCUUGUUUUUUUUUUAUCUCCUUUGUUUCCCCUCGAACCGUGCCGCUGUGAACCUAUUCCGACAUCGACCUUUGCCUGUGUAUUCCCGACCACGUUCUUUGCUUAGCCCGCUGUACUACGUUUACUGAUCGCCUGUUCCACGCCUGUCCCUCGACUUUGCUUUUGGAUUCUGAUUUGGCUUUAUUAAACAU
Scleropages formosus (Asian bonytongue) is the source of this 2209-nucleotide messenger RNA. Its product is annotated as nuclear factor 7, brain-like. The record is from RefSeq and is a predicted model, not a curated record. Gene Ontology annotation, molecular function: zinc ion binding; protein binding. The transcript is spliced from 7 exons. The coding region runs from base 236 to 1900 and encodes 554 amino acids. Lineage: Eukaryota; Metazoa; Chordata; Actinopteri; Osteoglossiformes; Osteoglossidae.